AUGACUAAGCUUGAAAUCAUUCCUUGUACCGUACUCUUGGAGACCCUAUUUCUUGGGAAGAAAUUCAGUAAAAGAAUUCAAUUUUCCCUACCCAUCCUCCUUAUGGGUGUUGGGGUUGCAACAGUCACAGAUUUGCAGUUGAACGCUCUGGGAUCUUUCUUAUCUCUUCCGUCCGUGAUUACAACAUGUGUUGCUCAGAUUAUGAAAAACACUAUCCAGAAGAAGUAUAAGGUUUCUUCCACCCAGAUUCUAUAUCAAUCAUGUCCAUACCAAGCUGCAACCUUGUUAAUCUCUAGUCUGUAUCUGGAUAAACUUUUGACUAGUCAAAAUGUAUUUGCUUUCAAGUACACAACACAAGUGACGAUUUUCAUAGUUCUUUCCUGCCUCAUCUCAAUUUCUGUCAAUUUUAGCACAUUUCUCGUAAUUGGAAAGACAUCUCCAGUCACCUACCAGGUUCUUGGACACCUGAAGACAUGCCUUGUAUUGGCAUUUGGUUAUACUUUGCUCCAGGAUCCAUCCAGCUGGAGAAACAUCAUGGGUAUUUUGUUGGCCAUGGUUGGGAUGAUUUUAUAUUCUUACUAUUGUACUCUUGAGAAUCAGCGAAAAGCCAUUGAAGUUGUCGCACUAGCAUCCCAGACAAGGGAAGGUGAAUCUGAUACUCUCAUUAAUUUGGAAAAAGGAAGCAACGUUGUGCCUGAUAGUGUUGGACAUAUGUCCCAUGUAUGGAGCAAAGACAAAGACUAA
Molecule: messenger RNA, 744 nt
Organism: Lathyrus sativus (Indian pea)
Lineage: Eukaryota; Viridiplantae; Streptophyta; Magnoliopsida; Fabales; Fabaceae
Source: the annotation of a GenBank genome assembly